AUGACAGCGGAGAGCCCCCAGUCGUCCACCUGCCUGGCAGGCCACACGAACACCGAGACGGGGCGACCUGCACUAGUGAAGGUGGAGCCGCCGCCGCCCCUUGGAGAGGGCUUGGAGCCGGAGCAGGAGCCGUCGGAAGAAGAGGCGGGGGCGGCGACGGCAACGGCAGCGGGGUCUCGGCCAGCGGGGCGGCGAAGGAAGCGGCCGGUGCAGCGCGGGAAGCCCCCUUACAGCUACAUCGCCCUCAUCGCCAUGGCCAUCGCGCACUCGCCGGAGCGGCGCUUGACCUUGGGCGGCAUCUACCGCUUCAUCACGGAGCGCUUCCCCUUCUACCGCGACGGGCCCCGCAAGUGGCAGAACAGCAUCCGCCACAACCUGACGCUCAACGACUGCUUCGUCAAAGUGCCCCGGGAGCCCGGCCGGCCGGGCAAAGGCAGCUACUGGGCCCUCGACCCCCACGCCCGAGACAUGUUCGAGAGCGGCAGCUUCUUGCGCCGCAGGAAGCGCUUCAAGCGCAGCGACCUCUCCACCUACCCGGCCUACAUGCAGGAGGCGCCGGCCCAGCAGCCCCUCCGGCCUGCCUUGAGCGCGGCCUACGCGCCCUCCUCCUCUUCCUCCUCCUCCGGCGCCCUCUGCUACCCGUCCCCGCCGCCGCCGCCGCCCCUCUUCGGCAACGCCUGCUCCUUUGCUGGGGCCGCGGCCUACGCCGGCCAAGGCUGCCCCCCAGGCCCGGGCCUCUCCAGAGCCCACAGCGGUGGCAUCCCUUACUCCUAUCCGGUGCCCGGCGCCCAGCAGCUCCAAGUGAACCAAAGCUCUUAUGCCCAGAGUGGGGGCAACCACCUGUUUGGGGCCUCGGCUCGCCUGGCCAUCCCUACCUCCCCACAGCUCAGUAGUGACACCAUGGAUUUCUAUGGCCGGGUGUCUCCUGGCUCCUACAGUUCUUUGGCCCACGGCUACAAUGCCAGCGGGCAGCUGGGCAGCUCUGGAGCCUACCUGCGGCACGCCACCUAUUCCAGCAACAUGGAACGAUUUGUUUCGGCAAUCUGAAGCCGAGGAAAUUCUAGGAUUGGGGAAACAUGGCAAGGGAACACUGGAGGGGAGAAAGGCCUUUUUUGGGGGGGACAGCAGGGCAGCACGGUCUUAUCCUAUGCUUAGAUUUAUCAGGAGCAGGUUAGCUUGGCUGUAGUGUUCCCUUGCCAAUGCAGUGUGGAUGGCACUGGAGGCUCCAAUCGGAACCAUAGUUAAAGGACCCAAGGGGAGGUGGAUGCUGGAAACAUGGUCUGUGGUUCUCAGCCACUAUAACGACCGAAAGUGGAAAAGCCUAGUGCACUGUAUGAUAUUAAGGAUUGUGAGGCAUGUGAGAGGCUGAAAGGGGAGCACAAAGAAGCCUUCUAAGGCACAACUGUUAAUGUUGAAACACAACCUCUUCAGAGAUGGAAUUGCAACAUUUUCAGGUUUUUCCUAGACUUAAUCCUCUGCUUUAUUUUGUGGGCUCUGUACUUUUCUCAAAUAGUUGUAGUCUCAAAUUGCAAUAGGCAUCACCUCUCUCUCUCUCUCUUUUCAUUUUUUUUGCCCUAGUUGGAUUACUGGCAAAUUAUGAAUAACUGGUAGGUGUGUGCUUAAUACCUUUGAUUCCAAGUUUUCAGUGAGUCACAAAUUCAUUUGGACAUAAUACAUACGGGAUCAAUGAAUCACAGUUCCUUUGGGGUGCUUAAGAUAAAAUGCUCUUUAUAGUUCGGUGUUCUUAUGGCUCUGGGGAUGCAAUAAAUAAUGUUUGAAACAUACUUUGUUGGAUAGUUUUUCCUGAUCGUGAUCAGUAUUUAUAGAGGAGUGCAUUUUUCUUACAGCAGGCGAAAAGAACCUGCUUCUACACUUCAGUGUGCUAAUUAUUCAGUGACUCCAUUUGUAGCCUUUAGCCUCAAGUCAGAUUUCUUGUGGGUUGUAGGGAAUGUGUGGUUAGCAGCUGCAAUAGUCAGAGGAGAAUAUGUUGGUUAACUCUUUGAAGAUUAGAUGCAGGAAAAAUUCUAGUCCAUUCCUUUGAGAUCCUUUGUUCUGUGAAACAUUCCUCAAAAGCAGAAACAUCUUUCCUCAUAUACAGCAUAAUUAAUCCUCUCUGUUUUCACUUUCUGUACUCAGA
Molecule: messenger RNA, 2137 nt
Organism: Pogona vitticeps (central bearded dragon)
Lineage: Eukaryota; Metazoa; Chordata; Lepidosauria; Squamata; Agamidae
Source: RefSeq, a predicted model, not a curated record